CAGCGUGAACGUAUAAUGACAAUUGAGUUAUGUAUAAUGUGCCUAAUCGAAUACCUUUUACAUAAAUAAAUACAGUCAUACAUAUUUUUUAAAAUCCAUGGUUCAAAUAAUGUCUGCCGAAAAUAAUUAUUCCACUAGGAACAUGUGCACGUUUGAACGUCGAAAUAAGUGUUAGGUACACACUUUAUACUGUUCCGAGCUUAUAAUAUUUCCAAUUCUGUUUUAUCAAAGUCUUGGUUUUUUUUUUUAUGAUGAAAUUUGUGUUAAUCGUGAUUAUAUUUAUAUCUUUACAAUAUGAGUCUUCUCAAUAUGGCAUGAUGUUAUCUCCGUUUUUUCGGCCAUACUACAAUACAGAUAAGUACUCAGAGACUAUGUACGGACACCCGCAAACCACUGCAUUCUAUAAUGUCUAUAGAAAUUAUAUCCCGGAAAACAAGAGUUAUCUUAUUCCAAAAAAGACAAGAAAUAUUGAACAAACGCCAAGUCAACAGAAUGAAAUGCAAGAAAUGCAAUUAAGGUUAGAUUUUUUAAAGAAUCAUUUUAGAAAAUUUAAAGAACCAUCAGCUACUAAUAAUUCACCAAAGACAGAAACUAAUCCAAAUGCUGCAAUCUACAAAGGAAAACCUACAAGAAAAACUUCGGCAUCGUUUAGAUCAGCAUCUGUGUAAUAUAUUAAUUUAAAAAAAAUAAAUCUAAUUAACCAAGUGAUAAUAAUUAUAAUAGUAGGUAAUUUGAU
Rhopalosiphum maidis (corn leaf aphid) is the source of this 736-nucleotide messenger RNA. RefSeq lists its product as uncharacterized. Lineage: Eukaryota; Metazoa; Arthropoda; Insecta; Hemiptera; Aphididae. The transcript has 2 exons. The coding region runs from base 249 to 668 and encodes 139 amino acids. The record is from RefSeq and is a predicted model, not a curated record.